Messenger RNA from Brassica napus (rape), 2392 nucleotides. RefSeq names its product stigma-specific STIG1-like protein 2. The record is from RefSeq and is a predicted model, not a curated record. Bases 118 to 621 code for a protein of 167 amino acids. NCBI's taxonomy places the organism in Eukaryota, Viridiplantae, Streptophyta, Magnoliopsida, Brassicales, Brassicaceae. The transcript has a single exon.
UCUCUCCCUCUAAAUCUCUUUUCUCUCUACAUUCACAUAAACAACAGAAGAAGAAGAAGAAGAACUAUCUCUCGAACCUUAAUUAACUCAGCGAACACACUCAUACGUCAGGAGGAAAUGGUGCAAUUAAUGAAGCUACUCGUGACAAUUGCAUUAACAAUGGCAAUCACAAUCGCUAUCAUCACCACCACGACCACCAGAACCAAUACCACGACAACCGCAACAUUUGCUCUCGAUGAUCCUUUUGAGGACCAUACACCACCAGGAACGGUUAAGACCAGACCGAGUCGGUUCUUGUCAGAAAAGGUCGACAACGGUCAAGGACCUAAAGCCCGUAACCCAAAUGCAGCCGACCAUUGCAACAAGGAGCCAGAGAUCUGCAGCAGCAGCUAUUACAACACGGGAGCAAACUCUACAAUGGUUUGUUGCAACAACAAGUGUAUGGAUUUAUCAACCGACGACAAAAACUGCGGUGCGUGUAAGAACAAAUGCAAGUUCGGGCAAACAUGUUGUCGCGGUCAGUGCGUUUACGUGGCUUACGAUAAACGCCACUGCGGUGAGUGUAACCAUCGUUGCGAACUAGGCGAGUUCUGCGUCUACGGUCUUUGUAACUACGCGUGAUGAUUCAAUCAUUCAUUCACGUCACGCUCACGUAAAAAAAAACUGAUUGAAGUAUACAAUUAUACGGAUAUAAUUUAUUUACAUGGACGCUGAUUAAAAAAAGGUCGGUCCAGUUAAUUAUUUACUUAAUAAUUAAUAAAGUGUUUGUGUGUAUUUUUGGAUUCCCAUAAUGUUUUGAGGGUAUAUAAAAAGAUUAAUUUUCUACUUUAAUGUCUACGAAUAAAAUGGAACAUCCUCGUUUCCAGUCCUGCUGCUGUUUUUAUCAAGUUUUAUAUAAGAGUGUGUAUUAAGAAGAAUAAAAAGAAAAAAGAAAGUCUCCUAUUCUAAAGGCGAUAAAAAAGACGAUAUCGUUUCCACCGCUGCUUGGCCUUCGGUUCCGGCGGCGGCUGGACUUUCUCUCCUCUCUGCUUGUCUUCUCUUUGCUUCUCUCUCUUAGUCUUUCUCUCUGCUGUCGAUAUGUCUGUGAUUCUGGUGGGAUCUCAUUCGCCGGAACCCUAGAUCUACCUCGAGGAGAAAUAGAUCCGGUAGUAAGUGGUGUUUUCUCUGGAGUCUCAACGAGAUAGCAAGGUUUUACUGAGGAAAGGAGUCGGCUUUUAGGGUUUGGCUAUGGCGGAUCUCGUUUUUCCUUUUGUAGAUCUGUCUGUCGCCGAGGCGGUGAAGGCGUGUGGUGGUUGGCUCGUGCUCUCUCCUCUGGUUCUUCAUCUGGUGUGUCUUAUUGGCGAAGUCUCUUCGUUGUGGAGUGGAGUAUGUUAACCUUUUCGGAGUCAUGGCUUGGUGUCUUGUCUCGGGUCCGAGUUGUGUUACUGCUCAGGGGAGAUGACGGUAGAGUACCGUCAGCACGUACACUUGGAUACUUGCUGGUCGUGUGGCCAAGGUCUCUCUGUGGUUUCUGCGUGUGCGUUCUCUGGAGGUUCCAGCUUUUUCUGUCGUCUAUGGCAGAGUGGGUUGUGCCUUCCACGACGCUCUUCACUUGCUAGUCCGCCUCACUUACUAACCCGGGUUGUUGCUCAGUCCAUUUCGGAAAUGGUCUUGAGCUGUUUGGUACCGCUUCAUUGUCUGUUACUUAGCUUCACCAGCAAGGAGUAGCUAUGAAGCGCAAGAAGACCGUGCUAGGUUCUCUAGUUCUCGGGUCAAGGCGUCGGUUGGGGCCAUUGUUUGAGUCGUUCGGUCUUGCUCGACGGGGUGACUUGAUUAGAGUUUAAGCCAUCCCAGUGCUGGGAUUGCCUUUUGGUGAUCUUGGUAGGCUUUUCUCUAUCUUAUUGCAGGUACUAAAGACCCGGUGUGUGGUUUGUCUUCAUUGCAGCUCGUCUUGUUCGGAGGUUCUGAGUUGCUUGAUCUAUUCGUGGUAUUUGGCGCUCUAUUUCCUCCUCAGUCCACGGUUCGGUAAGGUUUCAGUGGCGUUCUUCAAGGUUUGCUAUCUCUUACCUCUUAACCGUUCGAGUCUAGUGCUUCAUGGCCAGUCAAGAUACAUGUUAUGGGGAGAUUAUCAAAAUCUAGCAACUCCAGCGAUGUCACAAGGAGUCCGGCAUCCGAGGCAACGAGGUAAACCCCACCUCUUUGUGGUCAACAUCAACGGUAGAGAACGGGGAUUGAUUUUCUGAGGAUUCCAGAGCAGAUUAGCGGAUGGCGUCGGUUAAGUGGGCGAGCGAAGCUAUUCUUGUAAUGGUUGAUUUAGAGAAAUUUUGGUUGAACCAAACUUGUAUCAAACACUGAAUUCCGGUUUAACCGGUUGAUGAAUAAUAGUAUAUAUUUCAAAAAAAAAAAAAAAAAA